AUGACGGAGGGAAUUUUAGAUGGAAAAAAAGGAAAGGAUUGGAAGAUCCAGGUCGGCGGAGAAGAAAUCGUGAUGAGAGAUAUCGGGAUAAAAGUCCUGCUAUGGGUGGACAGGUUCAAAGAGAUCGGCGACAUUAUCGUUCAAUACGAUCCGGGACAUGCUGCACUGCCGUGGGCGGGGUUUCGAUUUCUACUGAAGCUCUGCUUAGAUAAACAGGAAACGGCGGAAGCGAUCUUGGUUGGACUUGAGAAGACCGCCUGCAUCAUUGACCGGUGCGCAAUCUAUGAGUUUCUUUAUCUCGAUGAAGCAACGGCGGGGUCGGUAAACCUAGAGAAAUCAAUGCUCCGACUCUACACCGCAAUCUUAAAGUUCCUUGCCAAAGCGAUCAAGAGAUCGAAAGGUGAAUAUCCUUACCGGUCAUUCACUAUUAAUGUUGCCACUAAUCAUUUUAUCACCGCAGAUAGCCAUAUCAAGGCAGUAUUCACAACCGGAGAGACUUCCAACUAUCUGAACGAAGUCAAGGACUUGGAAGAAACGGUUGAACGAGAUGCCGCUGUCGCCGAAACUCAAUGUAUGCUUUCUGGCCAUGCUAACCUUCGAGCGCUGCUGGGCGAUAUCAACAUAACGACCUCACGCCUUGGCCUUCAAAUUUAUGCCAUACAAGAAAAAAUAGAAGGUUCCAGGAGGUCCGAAAUCUUGGGAUGGGUGUCCACGAUUCCCUACCUGGACCAUCACAACCUGAUCACGAAUGCGCGUGUAGAGGGUACCGGCGAUUGGCUCUUUCGCAAGAGGGAAUACUCUGAUUGGAGAUCAUCCAGCGUUUCGAAGCUGUUGCUAUUGCGGGGAAUCCCUGGAGCCGGCAAGACGUAUAUUGCAUCAAGAGUCAUCGAUUCUUUCCGGGAUUCGACGCCUGAGAGGCUUGCGUACUUCUACUGCAAUCGGGCUGAGGAGAACCGCCGGCAUCCGGAAAGCAUCCUAAACACGCUAGUUCAGCAGCUUACCCAGACUUUUGAAGACAACACACUCCUAAAGCCGGUCGUCGAUCUUUAUGAAGACCGUACGAAAAAAGGCCAAACAUCUUCGCGGCUGUGUCUAAGCGAAAGCCAGGAGCUCCUCGUUCAACUCACGGAUAUAUAUCCUCGGACGACUAUUUGCAUCGAUGCAUUAGACGAAGUCGAAAAAGGAGUCCGCCUCCACCUAUUGAAGGCGCUGAGGUAUGUGGUUGAACGAUCAAAGAAUUUAGUCAAGAUUUUCGCAACUACCAGGAUGGACCCAGACAUCGUCCGUCAAUUUGAGAUGUUUCCCAGGAUCGAAUUGCAACCCGAUGACAAUGCCAGCGACAUUAACCAGUUCGUAGAAACGAAGCUCCAGGAGACCAUCAAGUAUGGACUGCUACUUGGGGGGGAAGUUGACCAGGAGUUCAAAAAAGAAAUAUGCGAGGCCCUUUGCGAGCGAUCCAAGGGAAUGUUCCAACUAGCUGCACUCCAUAUCACCUCCCUCUGUGAUAUGUCCACUCACAAGGAUGUAAGAUGCAGUCUCAAAGCCCUUCCGAAAACCCUGAAAGAUGCCUAUACCGAAAUAUACAGCCGCAUUCUGGCCCAGGAUGGCAGCGCUCCUCGGCUGGCGAUCAAUGCCUUUCGGUGGAUUCAAUCUUCGUACGAACCGAUGGGAUCAGAAUCCCUACUGGAUGCGAUUACGGCGGAAGUCAGCAGCUCGGGUGAAUUUUCCCAUGAUACGGUGCAUGCGAGUGUCCUACUGAAAGCCUGCCAUAACCUCAUCAUCUUAGACGAAGGCCUGAACGUUUUCCGGUUUGCACAUCUUUCCGUGGACGAAUACCUGGAGACCCAG
Messenger RNA from Tricharina praecox, 1848 nucleotides. RefSeq lists its product as uncharacterized. The record is from RefSeq and is a predicted model, not a curated record. The transcript has 6 exons. Lineage: Eukaryota; Fungi; Ascomycota; Pezizomycetes; Pezizales; Pyronemataceae. The annotation marks the transcript as partial.